AAGCAAGGUGUCAAGCUAACUUCGCUUCCGGUGCUCACUGGAAUUUACCCCAGACCGCCUGGCAUGCUGUAGCCUGCAAGUUUUUGGUAUUAGAGCAAUGGACGAGUCUGACGCAUCUGAUGGCAAUGAACCUAUGCCUUGUUUACCUCCAGCGAAACGCAGGCGAACGGACACCACUCGUUCUUUCCACUCUCAACUUGGAGGUCUUCCAGACCAAACACAGAAUGGAGGCGAGUUCUGGCACGAUGAUGGCGACAUUGUUCUAGGAGUGGAACACCAAUUCUUCAAAACACACCGAAGCCGGUUGAUGUGCUCACUAAUUUUUGCGGAUAUGUUGGAGUUGCCACAACCUGAAGUCAUAGAAAACUUUGAUGGUUGUCCCCUUGUUCACCUAGCAUCGGACACUGCAAAGGAUUGGCAAGUUGUUUUAGGAUGGAUGUAUGACCCAAACUACUUUUCUGUUCAACCAGCUAUAACAUUCGAUAUGUUAGCAGGUGCCACGAGGAUAUCUACGAAAUACGAAAUCGCAGGUCUUCGCGACAUAAUGAAACACGAAAUUAUGUCUCGUUGGCCCAAAGAUAUUUCCAAAAUGACUACCAGUUCACUACCUCACGCUGCUGAAGCGAUAUGUCUAGCGCGCGAGUGUGAUAUUCCAGAGAUUCUUCCAGCUGCGUUCUAUGCGCUUUCAGUCCAAAAAUGGACUU
Molecule: messenger RNA, 704 nt
Organism: Serpula lacrymans var. lacrymans S7.9
Lineage: Eukaryota; Fungi; Basidiomycota; Agaricomycetes; Boletales; Serpulaceae
Exons: 3
Source: RefSeq, a predicted model, not a curated record